Molecule: messenger RNA, 1275 nt
Organism: Closterium sp. Naga37s-1
Lineage: Eukaryota; Viridiplantae; Streptophyta; Zygnematophyceae; Desmidiales; Closteriaceae
Source: the annotation of a GenBank genome assembly
AUGUCCCCUUCCCUGCUUUGCCCCAUCCCCUUCUCUGCUUCCCCCCAUCCCCUUCCCUGCUUUGCCCCAUCCCCUUCCCUGCUUCCCCCCAUCCCCUUCCCUGAUUCCCCUGAUCCCAUUCCUUGCUUCCCCAUGUCCCCUUCCCUGCCUUCUCCCAUCCCCUUCCCUGCCUUCUCCCAUCCCCUUCCCUGCUUCCCCCCAUCCCCUUCCCUGCUUCCCCCCAUCCCCUACUCUGCUUCCCCCCAUCCCCUUCCCUGCUUCCCCAUGUCCCCUUCCCUGCUUCCCCCCAUCCCCUACUCUGCUUUCCCCCAUCCCCUUCCCUGCUUCCCCCCAUCCCCUUCCCUGCUCUCCCCCAUCCCAUUCCCUGCUUCCCCAUGUCCCCUUCCCUGCCUUCCCCAUGUCCCCUUCCCUGCCUUCUCCCAUCCCCUUCCCUGCCUUCCCCCAUCCCCUUCCCUGCUUUCCCCCACCCCCUUCCUUGCUUCCCCCCAUCCCCUUCCCUUCUUCCCCAUGUCCCCUUCCCUGCUUUUCCCCAUCCCCUUCCCUGUUUUCCCCCCUCCCCUUCCCUGCUCCCCCCUGUCCCGUCCCCUGCUUCCCCCCAUCCCCUUCCCUGCUUCCCCCCAUCCCCUUCCCUGCUUCCCCCCAUCCCAUUCCCUGCUUCCCCCCAUCCCAUUCCCUGCUUCCCCCCAUCCCCUUCCCUGCUUCCCCUUGUCCCCUUCCCUGCUUUCCUAUGUCCCGUUCCCUGCUUCCCCCCCUCCCCUUCAGUGCUUCCCCCAUUCCCCUUCCCUGCUUCCCCCCAUUCCAUUCCCUGCUUACCCCCCUCCCCUUCCCUGCUUACCCCCCUCCCCUUCCCUGCUUUCCCCCCUCCCCUUCCCUGCUUUCCCCCUUCCCGUUACCUGCCUCCCCCCAUUCCCAUUCCCUCUUUCCCCAUAUCCCCUUCCCUGCUUUCCCCCUUCCCCUUACCUGCAUCCCCCCCAUUCCAUUCCCUGCUUACCCCCCUCCCCUCCCCUGCUUUUCCCCAUACCCUUCCCGCCAAACCAUUCCCUGCUUCCCCAUGUCCCUUCCCCUUGUCCCCUUCCCUGUUUUCCCCCCUCCCCUUCCCUGCUCCCCCCUGUCCCGUCCCCUGCUUCCCCCCAUCCCCUUCCCUGCUUCCCCCCAUCCCCUUCCCUGCUUCCCCCCAUCCCAUUCCCUGCUUCCCCCCAUCCCCUUCCCUGCCUCCCCAUGUCCCCUUCCCUGCUCCCCCCAGCACGUGGUGCUGCUGCCUUUGUAGAUAGCUAG